UUACUUUUUUUUUGAAGACGCCAAUUGUCCUGGUCCAGAAAUAAAAAGCCAUUUUGGGGUGGUAAAAACAAGGUAUUUUGUUAGUUUUUUAGGGCGUUCUUGAGGUAAUUUUCCAUUAUUUUGGGAGAUUUUAACGGUUUUUUCGUGUGCCCAAUUUUUGGUGGUCUACACAUAUUUGGGAACUUUUGGGGUGGAUAAAAAUUAAUGAUUUUUGAGAGGUUUUGGGCCCUUUUCGGUUGUUUGCUUUUGGGCAAACAGCUAAAUUUGUAAGAUUUUGCCUUGUUUUUUAAGACGCCAAAUGUCCUGGCCCAGAAGUAACAUUUUACAACCUACUGUAAAAGCUAAUGUCUGUAAUAAAAAGCCUUUAUUGUGUCGUGGUCUGACGUCGAUUGGCACAAAAACCGUGCAAAUGGUUGUAAUUUGCGAGCAUUUAGCGUGCACCAGACUGUACUAUUAAGUGACAUCGAUUAUGCCACAGACUUUACUUUUUCCCCUGGGAAAAUUGUAAUUUGGCCGCUUAAUAAUAACAGGGCGAGAAAAACGUGACCAAACAUCGAGACGUAAUCACAUAUUAUAAUUUAUUUAUUUUUUAUGAAAUACAACGUAAAAACAUGUUACCAGUUCCGGGAUUAGAUAAUAUUUUUGAACAGAAAAAUCUCAUUGGCCUUGAAUUUGGUCACUUUGACUUGAUGAGAUCGUUUUUGUCUUCAACACUACCAGAAGUUUCCAAAAUUUUAAGCAAUUAAUCAAUAAUGAUUGAGUCGUCUUUAAAAUUAACAUCAAAACAAAUUAUUUUGGUCAUAAAUAAUCGGCUUGUAAACAAAAUGAUUUUUCGUCGAAUUCACACCAGGAUUAAGUAAUUAAAAAUUAACAAAAUGAGUCAUCGGAAAAUUCAGCCUUUUAGCACUCGAUGGGUAAUGAUUCUUGGAUCAUCCGUGACCCGAUAGGUCAAGUGUCACGAGCCGCCAAAUUCUCCGUAAUGGGUAACUCAUUUUUUUGUAACCGAUGUGAUACUGAUAAAUUUAACUUGUCCCGGGCUUGUGUCGACCAAUUCCUUAAUGACGACCCCGACAAUAAAUUAUCGUUUGAAGAGCGUUGGAUGGCGAAAUUAAAGUGUCUGGACGAUGUCCACAGCAAGCAGAAUGGCUUAACUGAAGAGGCAUUCAAUGAAAUGGUGGACAAAUUGGAAAAGAAACUCCAGUCGAAAAAUUUACCCGUUUAUUGCAGGAAUCGGGAAUUAAUCGUGAUAUUUUGCCUUUUGGGCCAAAACUUGUGCGAAGAAAUCAGAUUAUUAGAUUUGGAACCAACGGACGCACAACAAUAUAUCGAUAAACAAGACACAAGUCUAAAAUACGCGCCAAAAAUUGAUUCAAAUGUACCCGCUGUGAGGUAUUUGGGAAAUGAGCCACAUAACGUCGUGGAGGAUAUUUAUUUGGCCAAUCAAUAUCACGGCCAGGACGGCCUAGGCGGUUAUCUUUAUGGCUACUCAGUACCUGAUAUUGCAAAAACUGAAAAGAAAAAAGCUGGCGGCGACUUGCGAGGGGCCUAUAACUACAUCGCAGGAAAUGGACAAGAAAUUAAAGUGGAGUAUUGGGAUGAUGGUUCAGGCUUCCACCAAAUCGAUAACGUCCCGAAAGUUCUUCCACAACAAAUUGACGAUACUCCCGAGGUCAAAGCCGCAAAGGAAGAACAUCAAAGACUUUGGAACGAACAAGCUGAACGAAAUUCACGACCGGUUGCGAGUCCGUAUGACAGUCAUGGAAAUUAUGCUGAAGGACCGUUGUCACCUCAAGGUCAGAAAUUACGACAGCAACAAUUCCAACAACAACAAUAUCAACGACCCUCACAAGGGCAAGCACAACAACUCGUGAAUCAGUACCAACAACAAAGGCAACAGUAUCCAAAUCCGGGCCAAAAUGUUCAUUAUCAAGGGGGCCAAUACCAGCCGGAGCAAACCCAAAAUGUCAAUAAGUAUCAACAGCCCAGUGGACAAUCUACAAGUCUCGCGGGAAGCGCUGGACAACUUGGAGGUUUUGGACAAUCAGGAAGUCAUUCCGGAAGUGUUGGACAGUCUGGAUUUUCUGGUAGUCACUCUGGACAGUCAGGAAUAAGUGGACAGUUUCCUGGAAGCUCAGGGCAAUUGGGAAGUGGACAAUUCUCUGGAAGUUCGGGAAGUGGAGCUCAAUUGGGACUUGGACAAUUUUCUGGUAGUCACUCUGGAAGUGCUGGACAGUCUGGAAUUUCAGGACAAUAUGGAAGUGGGGGACAAUCGGGACUUGGCCAAUUUUCUGGUAGUCACUCUGGAAGCGCUGGACAGUCUGAAAUUUCAGGACAAUAUGGAAGUGGGCACUCUGGAAGCAGCAGUGGACAAUUUUCUGGAAGUGCUGGACAGUCUGGAGUUGGCCAAUUUUCUGGUAGUCACUCUGGAAGCCCAGGACAAUUCUCUGGAAGUUCGGGACAAUUUUCAGGAGCUGGACAAUCUGGUCUUGGUCAGUUUUCUGGUAGUCACUCUGGAAGCACUGGACAGGUAGGAAGUGGACAGUUUGCUGGAAGUUCAGGACAAUAUGGAAGUGGACACAUUAGAAGCAGUGGACAAUUUUCUGGAAGCUCUGGAGGCGGGCAUUCUGGAAGCGGUGGACAAUAUGGUGGAGGCCAGUACAGCGCGUCCAGCAGUCAGUAUUCCAGCCAAACAUCGGAGGGACAAUGGUCUGGCGAAGGUGAAGCUGAUGGCAAAUACAACGAGGAGGAGGAAGAAAAAGGUCCUCCGAAAGGAUUCUUUUAUAGUUUCGACUAUCCUGUCGGAAUCAUAGUCAAAAAGGAUGGAGGACCAGUCCAGAAACGUGAAAGCGAACUGAAAGACAUUUACGCUAAGAAUAAAGCAAACUUUGAGAAGCAGCUCCAACAGGGACAUGCCAUUGGUUCUAGGAGCGCCACUGGAUAUUUGGUUGUUUAAUUUUAGAAAGACUAGACUUAGACUUUUUACUAUUUAUUUAUAAAUUGUUUGGAUUUA
Molecule: messenger RNA, 3010 nt
Organism: Tribolium castaneum (red flour beetle)
Lineage: Eukaryota; Metazoa; Arthropoda; Insecta; Coleoptera; Tenebrionidae
Product: asparagine synthetase [glutamine-hydrolyzing]
Exons: 6
Coding region: 911-2953 (680 amino acids)
Cellular component (GO): cytosol
Molecular function (GO): asparagine synthase (glutamine-hydrolyzing) activity
Source: RefSeq, a predicted model, not a curated record